AUGGAUCUGGAAGAAAGCAAGAUGGGCACUGAGCAUAACAUUGAUCAUGAAGAGAGCAAACUGGACAGUGAGCAUAAUAUACAUCAAGAAGAGAGCAAAAUGGACACUGAGCAAAACAUCGAUCAAGAAGAGCGCAGAGUGGGAUCUGAGCAUAAUAUCGAUCAAGAAGAUAGUAAGAUGGGCACCGAGCAUAACAUGGACCAAGAAGAGAGCAGGACGGGCACUGAGCAUAGCAAGGACCAAGAAGAGAGCAAGACGGGCACUGAGCAUAACAAGGAACAAGAACAGAGCAGGACGGGCACUGAGCAUAAUAUGGAUCAAGAAGAGAGCAAGACGGGCACUCAGAAUCUUCCCGAGUUUUCUUCUAAUCCUAAUCCUCAGUCCUCAGAAAAAGAUGAUAGCAAGAAGGAUACUGAUCCGGCUGAAGGAUCUCGUAAACCAGAGUUGAGUGAGAAGAUUACUCCACGAUCAUUGAAGGCCAAAAAAAUUGUUAAGAAAUCUCUGGUUGGCAUUGCCAAAUUAAAGGCCAAGAAGAACAAUAGUUCCUCUCAGAUUCUGAGGAAAAAAAUCAUUAGGAAGAAUAAAAAAGUAGGGGACAAUGCUGAAAGCUCUCACAAAGCAGACGAGAAACCAAUUUCAGACAUUACCAAGCAGAAUAAAACAAAGGAUGAACCAACAAAGGAGAAAAAUAAGGAGGCUGAAAACAAUGAAGCGAAGGAAAGUCAGAAUAGGAGCAGUAAUGGCAAAAAUCCUAUGGAGGAGAGCCAACAGAAUAAAAAAGAUAAGGACAUCAAUCUGUUGGAUAAGACUGAACAAGAACAGAAGAGUGGAGAGAAGCUCAAAGAGUCAAAGAAGGGUUCUAGGCGGAGAAGAAACAAAAACAAGCAAAAUGGGAAGGAAAAGAGUCUAUCAAAUGACAAAAAGAGUGAAAGGCUCGGUGGUCUCAUCCUUAUGUGCAGUGCCAAGACAAAGCCUGAUUGUUUCCGCUAUCGUGUCAUGGGUGUUUCAGCUGCUAAAAAGGAUGAUGUUUUACAAGUCAAGCCUGGACUUAAGCUCUUUCUUUAUGAUUUUGAUCUGAAACUACUAUAUGGGAUUUACAAGGCUUCAUCUUCUGGUGGCAUGAAGCUUGAACCAAAAGCUUUUGGUGGAAAGUUUCCUGCCCAGGUCCGAUUCAAGAUUGUUUCUGAUUCUUUCCCGCUACCCGAAAGCGUUUUCAAAAAGGCUAUCAAGGAUAAUUAUAACGAAAAGAACAAGUUCAAACCAGAACUUACUGUUGCACAAGUUAGGAAGCUCACUAGACUUUUUCGACCAGUUGGGGCUCAGUCAGUUAUGCAGCCUGUUUAUGCUCCUCCAAAAGCAAUAAUUCGGGAAAGGGAAGUUCCGGGUCGGGUUAGGGGAUCACAACACCAUUCACGCAGGGAAAGAGAUGCUGGACAUCGGUCUGAUCGACGAGAGGAUAUUCCUCGUGAUUCAUUUCCUAGGGAGAAUUAUCGAGCUUAUGACCGAAGGAAUUUGGCUAGUACUUCUCAUGUUAAUCCUAUACUACCUUAUGAGAGAGAUUAUGAGCACCGUCCCCCAGAACCUCGCUAUGUUCCUGCUCAUGUAGAAAGGCUUCGAAGGGAUCCUAUUUAUUUGAAUGACCGUGAACAGCAGAGCUAUACUCGUGUUGCUUCUGACCAUAUAAAUGAUCCUUAUGCCUAUCGAUAUGGUGCUUCACCAAGGGGUGCAUAUUUGCCUCCUUUAAGUAGAGAGGCUCCUUUAAUUAGAGAGAACAUCUCGUAUUUGGUUGGGGGAAGACCUUUCGCUGGGAUUGAUAACUUGCGAAGGAGAGAGAUCGUUGAAGAUAGGCAUUACUCGACAUAUUCUGCUGCUGAUGCUUUGCCUGAUUACCGUCCAAUGCAGCCAUAUCGUGGAGACAAGUUGGAAGCCUCACCUUUACGAGUUUCAGCUCGUUACUCUUUUGCUGGCCCUUCAUUUUCUCGUCGCUAA
Molecule: messenger RNA, 1989 nt
Organism: Vicia faba (fava bean)
Lineage: Eukaryota; Viridiplantae; Streptophyta; Magnoliopsida; Fabales; Fabaceae
Source: the annotation of a GenBank genome assembly